CCUUGUUUCGUUAAAUUUUAUUGUUUUAUUUUGUAUAGUAAAACUGCAGGUUGGUACUUUGUACCAUACAGUCUAAUUACCAACUUCAGUUACAAAAAGUUUGGAAAGUAUUUAGAUUUGAGCUAAUACCCUUCCCAGUUGUAUAAUUUAAGAAAUAUGUUUAUGCUAAGAAACAAUGACAGAUGCAUGAACUAAACCUUUUUGAAGAUAUCAUAAUUUUUUUACGUUUAUUUCUGUCUUGUUAGGUUAGCUAGUGAAGCCAGGUAGCGGGUGGUUUAAAUCAGUACCUCUCGUCGACACCAUGGUUACUUCGUAACUUCUGUUCAGUGUUCAGCCUUGAGAGGGGCCGCCCUUUCUCAAGGUUCAGCGCUCGGACAUCAAAUUUUAGUCUGUUAGUGAAACUUGAAACUUAAAGCCAUGGAGUCCGGGCAAACCCAGUUUGAGUAUGAAGAGCAGUUCAGGCGUUAUCUCCUCAUAGCAAAAAGCUUUGUAGGACGCUUGCAAAAACCCCAUGAUAGAAAAAUUUGUAAGCAUUGGAUUCAAAGGAUUAUCUGCUUGACUCCUUGCAGUGUUACAGUUGGCAGAAAUCGUAACAUAUUUUUCCAAUAUCUCCUACAGGUAAUUCAGGAAGCUGUCCUGGAAGACAUGCUUAAAGAUUCUCCGGAUCACAUCCUUUGGGACUUCCAGCACUUACCUGUACAGGGUAUGAGGAUAGUCGAAAACCCUGCUUGGCUUGAAAGAGAGCUUGACGUCCCUGAGAUUGAAGAAAAUGUUGCAGAGUCUGAGCCUAAGGAACCAUAUUUUGCUCAUUGGUCCCAUGAUCAAAAAACGUACAUUGCAGCCAAGGCUUUGCCUGGGAAAGGAGCCUUGAUAUACAUGGCUGUCUCUAAAGACCCAUCAUUAGGAUGGAGCAAUCUUGCAGAUUAAAAUAAGUAAGACUUAUUUAUAACAACUUGAACAGAGUAAAGUCAAUUUAUUUACUUCAACAAUGACACAACAGGAAACUUCCAUUAGCAAAAAGAACUUAACAGUGGGCUUGAGAGAGAAAAUUGAACUGAGAAGAAAUGAAUAUAUAACGGUCAAAAGUUUUUGAGAAUGUUCAUAAAUAAAAGGCAGGUACAACGGUU
Frankliniella occidentalis (western flower thrips) is the source of this 1127-nucleotide messenger RNA. RefSeq lists its product as uncharacterized. Bases 418 to 927 code for a protein of 169 amino acids. NCBI's taxonomy places the organism in Eukaryota, Metazoa, Arthropoda, Insecta, Thysanoptera, Thripidae. The record is from RefSeq and is a predicted model, not a curated record. The transcript has 4 exons.